AUGGAUAAUCUUGAUCGAGAUCAAAGACUCGAAGAAAUACAAAGAGAAUAUAUGGACUUUUUAGAUGACAUGGAAGAUCAAGGGAUUUAUACCACUCUUGUUAAAAAUAUGAUUGAAGAAGGCAAUCACAGAUUAUACGUAAAUGUUAACGAUUUACGAAAAAAGAAUCCUGCUCGUGCAGCAAGUCUAUUAAAUAAUUCUUUCGAGGAGCAUCAAGCUUUUCAAAAUGCAUUGAAACAAUUUGUUGCAAGCAUUGACACAGACUAUGCAAAAGAAAAUGUAGAUUUUUUUAUAGCGUUUGAAGGCAGUUUUGGAAACAAACAUGUAACACCAAGAACUCUUACAUCACAUUUUUUAGGUAACUUAAUAUGUGUUGAAGGUAUUGUUACAAAAUGUUCCUUGGUACGACCAAAGGUUGUUAGAAGUGUUCAUUAUUGUAGCACGACAAAGACAGUAAUGGAACGUGCUUACAGUGAUUUUACUUCAUUUGAAGCAUUUCCACAGUCUGCUAUAUAUCCAACUGCAGAUGAAGAUGGUAAUCCAUUAGAAACAGAAUUUGGUCUUUCUACAUAUAAGGAUCAUCAAACAUUAACUAUUCAAGAAAUGCCAGAAAAAGCCCCAACUGGUCAGUUACCAAGAAGUGUGGAUGUUAUAUGUGAUAAUGAUUUAGUAGAUCUUUGUAAACCUGGAGACAGAGUUCAGAUUGUUGGAAGUUUCAGAUGUUUACCUGGUAAACAUGGGGGAUAUACAACAGGAACUUUCAAAACAAUUUUAAUUGCUAACAAUAUUAUGCAAUUAAGCAAGGAAGCUAAUCUAUCUAUCUCUCAUGAUGAUGUUGCUAUGUGUAAAAAACUUGCAAAAAAUAAUUCAUGUAAAAAUAUCUUUGAAUUACUUAGCAAGUCACUAGCACCUUCCAUUCAUGGACAUGAUUAUGUAAAAAAAGCUAUUUUAUGUUUACUACUUGGUGGAGUUGAGAAAUUAUUACCUAAUGGUACAAGAUUAAGAGGAGAUGUUAAUGUUCUACUUAUUGGUGAUCCAUCUGUUGCAAAAUCACAGCUUUUACGUUAUGUUCUGUGUACUGCGCCGAGAGCAAUACCAACUACUGGUAGAGGAUCAUCUGGUGUAGGAUUAACAGCUGCAGUUACAAUAGACAAUGAGACAGGAGAGCGUCGGCUUGAAGCUGGAGCUAUGGUGUUAGCGGAUCGUGGGAUUAUUUGUAUAGACGAAUUUGAUAAAAUGUCAGAUAUUGAUAGAACAGCUAUCCACGAAGUAAUGGAGCAGGGAAAAGUAACAAUUGCUAAAGCUGGAAUACAUGCUAGCUUAAAUGCGCGAUGUUCGGUGCUGGCAGCUGCAAAUCCAGUUUAUGGAAGAUAUGAUCAAUAUAAAACACCUAUGGAAAAUAUUGGUCUACAAGAUUCAUUACUCUCACGUUUUGAUUUAUUGUUUGUCAUGCUAGACAUUGUGGAUUCUGAACAAGAUCAGAUAAUCAGUGAACAUGUUGUUAGAAUGCAUAGGUAUAGAAGUGCAAAAGAACAAGAUGGAGAAGCACUACCAUUAGGUAGUAAAAUAGAUGUAUUAACUACGAAAAAUCCAGACCAAAUUCUUUCUGAGGAAGUAGAAACUCAAGUUUAUCAGAAAUACGAUCCCUUGUUGCAUGGAUUAUUACGUUCUAAAAGUGACCAAAUUCUAACUAUAAACUUUAUGCGGAAAUAUAUUCACAUAGCUCGUUGUAUGAAGCCGAAGCUUACAGAAGAAGCUAGCGAAGUGAUUGCCUCCGAAUACUCGAAGCUAUCGGAAGAAUCAAUAGAUUCUGAUGUAGCAAGGACUCAACCUGUAACAGCUCGAACUUUAGAAACAUUAAUUCGACUGUCUACUGCACAUGCAAAGGCACGUUUAUCAAAAAACGUUACCGGAGUAGAUGCGCAUGCAGCGAUAGAAUUAGUAGAGUUUGCUUACUUCAAACGAGUGUUGGAAAAAGAAAAAAAGAAACGAAAGCGGCUCGAUGGCGAAGAAAGCGCAACUGAGGAAGAUCAGAAUGAAACGACUAAGAAACGUAAAAAGAAAAUACAUAAAACUCCAGGAGAACAAGAUCCAUAUGAUUUUGAAAGCGACGAUGACAGUCACAUAGAUGAAGCUGCGAAAAGAGUCACUAGAUCGCAAACGAAAAUAGCUGGUUCAACUUCACGAUCCGAUCAACUAUCAGUAUCAGAUUCUGAUCAAACUGUAUUACCAGAAACUCCCGCUAUUAUCACUGAAGAAAGAUUGAAGAUUUUUAGAACACUUUUAUAUAAGUUGUUUCAACAAGAAAGGGUACAAUCACUUUCUUUAUCAAGAGCACGUGAAUAUAUCAAUAGUCAACAAAGUCAAGAAUUUACAUCGAGUGAAAUUACCGCAGCAAUUAACAAAAUGUCCGAUGCAAAUCAAAUUAUGGCUGCAGAUGAUAAUAUUUUCCUCAUGUAA
Eufriesea mexicana is the source of this 2460-nucleotide messenger RNA. RefSeq names its product minichromosome maintenance 3 (gene Mcm3). Gene Ontology annotation, cellular component: nucleus; MCM complex. The coding region runs from base 1 to 2460 and encodes 819 amino acids. NCBI's taxonomy places the organism in Eukaryota, Metazoa, Arthropoda, Insecta, Hymenoptera, Apidae. Gene Ontology annotation, molecular function: single-stranded DNA helicase activity; ATP hydrolysis activity; ATP binding. Gene Ontology annotation, biological process: mitotic DNA replication initiation; DNA strand elongation involved in DNA replication; double-strand break repair via break-induced replication. The transcript has 12 exons. The record is from RefSeq and is a predicted model, not a curated record.